UCACCCUCGCCCCUGGCCUUGGCCCCGCCGGACGCUGCAGGACGCCAGGCAGAGCCCGUGGCUGCCCAUGGACCUCCUGACAUUCUCUCUCCUUCUGGCAUGGCUGUCGCUGGUGGGGGGCUGGCAGGAGCCUGACCAGAGCCAUGGCUGUGCUGGUGGCAGCUGCUACCCAGCCACUGGGAACCUGCUGGUGGGGCGAGCCCCCCGCCUGAGUGCCACCUCCACCUGCGGGCUGGACGGGCCCCAGGAGUACUGCAUCGUCAGCCACCUCCAGGACUCAGAGAAGUGCUUCACCUGCGACUCCCGGGACCCAUCCCUGCCUGAGAGCCACCGCAUCGAGAAUGUCAUCUACCUGACUGGCCCCCAUGGCCAGCGGACCUGGUGGCAGUCAGAGAACGGUGUGGAGCAUGUCAGCAUCCGCCUGGACCUGGAGGGAGAGUUCCACUUCACCCAUCUCAUCAUGAAGUUUAAGACCUUCCGUCCCGCGGCCAUGCUGGUGGAGCGCUCGGCUGACUUCGGGCGCAGCUGGAAGGUCUACCGCUACUUCGCCUACAACUGCUCCAAGCUCUUCCCUGGCAUUCCCAGCCAGCCCUCGGGGCUGGUGGACGAGGUGUUGUGUGACCAGCGCUACUCUGAGAUCGAGCCCUCCAGCCAUGGGGAGGUCAUCUUCAAGGUGCUGGACCCCUCUAUCCCUGUGGCGGAUCCCUACAGCACGGACAUCCAGGACCUGCUGCGUGUCACCAACCUGCGGGUGAACCUCACCAAGCUGCACACACUGGGGGACAACCUGCUGGACACACGCCAGGAGGUGCUGCACAAGUACUACUAUGCCGUGGAUGAGCUGGUGCUGCGUGGGAGCUGCUUCUGCCAUGGCCAUGCUGCCCAUUGUGCCCCAGCACCCGGUGCUCCGGCAUCCUCCGUCCCUGGCAUGAUCCAUGGGCGCUGUGUCUGUGAGCACCACACACAGGGGCUGAACUGUGAGCGCUGUGAGGACUUCUACCAUGACCUGCCCUGGCGUCCGGCCGAGGGCUCCAGCACCAAUGCCUGCCGCCGCUGCGACUGCAACGAGCACUCACGGUGGUGCCACUUCGACAUGGCCGUCUUCCUGGCCACGGGGAACACCAGCGGGGCCGUGUGUGACGACUGCCAGCACAACACCAUGGGCCGCCGCUGCCACCUCUGCAAGCCCUUCUACUACCGGCACCCCCGCUCCGAUAUCCGUGCCCCCACUGCCUGUGCCCCGUGCGACUGUGACCCGGCAGGAUCGCUGGAUGGGGGUGCCUGUGACGGGCACACGGACGUGGCGCUGGGCAUGAUCGCGGGGCAGUGCCGCUGCAAGGAGCACGUGGCCGGGCCCCGCUGUGACCGCUGCCAGCACGGCGCCUAUGGCCUCAGCCACGGAGACCCACAGGGCUGCCAGCCGUGCAGGUGUGACCCGCGGGGCACGGUGGCGGGCAGCUCCCCCUGCGACCCCGUCAGUGGGGACUGCUACUGCAAACGCUUCGUGGCCGGGCGCUCCUGCAGCCAGUGCGUGCCCGAGUUCUGGGGCCUGAGCUACGACUUGGGAGGCUGCCGGCCCUGCUCCUGUGACUUCGGGGGAGCCUACAGCAACCGGUGCUCCAUGGAGGAUGGGGCAUGUCCUUGUCGUCCUCACCUCAUGGGGCGGCAGUGCGACCAGGUACAGCCCGGCUUCUUCUGUGCCCACCUUGACUACUACACCUAUGAGGCCGAGCAGGCCACUGGCCAUGGUCAUGGCCACCCCCAGCUCCCGGGCGCUGCCCGGCCCGAGGUGCCCCCAGACUGCCUGGAGUAUGAGACUGGGGAGCCUGGGGGGCGGAAGGGGCACCCACGGCCCCACCGCAGCUCCCCCCGCACCCUCCAGCCCCGCAUCCCCCCACGCCGCACCCGCCAGCAGCCCCCCAAGCCAGAUGUGGAGGAGGUGGUGCGGGAUGGCACCGGACGCAUGGUGACGUGGACGGGCUCAGGCUUUGCCCGGGUGCGGGACGGGGCUGGCCUGACCUUCCGAGUGGACAACGUGCCCUACCCCAUGGACUACGAGCUGCUGCUGCGCUACGAGCCCGAGUCAGCCGAGGAUUGGGAAGCCGUGGUCAGCGUCAGCUCCCGGGUGCUGCCCACCAGCCCUCGCUGUGGGAACCUGCUGCCCUCCGAGCAGAUGUACCGCGAGAGCCUGCCCCACAGCCAGAGGUAUGUGCUGCUGUCCCGGCCCUUCUGCUUCGAGCCCAGCACCCCCUACGAGGUGACAAUGCGGCUUCAACGGGCUGGAGUCACCCAGCGCCACCCUGGUGCCUUCAUCCUCAUUGACUCGCUGGUACUCCUGCCACGGGUGUCGGAGCUUCCGGGCUUCCACGGGAUGGAAGCAGCAGCAGCAGCACGUCGGGAGGAGCUGGAGCGGUACCAGUGCCUGGAGGCAUUUCGCAUGGCCCCCCCAGCCCCCCUGGCCCAGGCCUGCGCCCGCCUGGUCUGCAGCGUUUCGGCACUGCUGCACGGCGGGGCUCUGCCCUGCCAGUGCGACCUGCAGGGCUCCCGCAGCAGCGAGUGCCAGGCGCAGGGAGGGCAGUGCGAGUGCAAGCCCCACGUCCUCGGCCGGCGCUGUGACCGCUGCGCUCCAGGCAGCUACGGCUUCGGGCCCCUGGGCUGCAGCCCCUGUGCCUGCUCACCGGAGGGCUCAGUGUCACAGCUAUGUGACCUAGUGAGUGGGCAGUGCCGGUGCCAGCCUGGUGCUGUGGGCCGGCAGUGUGACCAGUGCCAGCCCGGCCACUGGGGCUUCCCUGCCUGCCGGCCCUGCCAGUGCAACGGGCACGCCGAGGACUGCGACCCCCGGACCGGCAGCUGCCUGCACUGCCGCGACCACACCGACGGGCGGCACUGCGAGAGGUGCCAGGAUGGGUACUAUGGGGACCCAGUGCUGGGCUCGGGGCAGCAGUGCCGGCCCUGCCCCUGCCCUGGCUACCCCGGCACACAGCACUACCAUGGGAGCGCCUGCCAUGCUGACGAGGAGACCCACCACAUUGUCUGCCUCUGUGCACCUGGAUAUGCUGGGCCCCGCUGCGACCACUGCUCCCCUGGCUACUUUGGGGCGCCGGAGAUGGAGGGGGGGGUGUGUCGGCCCUGCCAGUGCAACAACAACAUCGAUGCCAGUGACCCAGGGGCCUGCGACCCCCGCACGGGGCACUGCCUGCGCUGCCUGUACCACACUGCUGGGCCCCACUGUGCCCACUGCCAGCCUGGCUACUAUGGCAAUGCCCUGCACCGCAGCUGCCGGCGCUGCAGCUGUGACCCGCGAGGCACCCUAGCCUCCCACUGCACUGCUGGCAUCUGCAACUGCGACCGCAGCACGGGUGCUUGCUCCUGCCGGCCCAACGUGGUGGGCAAGAGCUGCGACCGCUGCGCACCCCACUUCUGGAGCCUGGGAGGGCCAGAGGGCUGUGAGCCCUGCGGCUGCCACCCCACACAUGCCCUGCACCCCUCCUGCGAUGUGGUGACGGGGCAGUGCCAGUGCCGGCCCGGCUUUGGGGGCCGCGUCUGCUCCCAGUGCCAGGACCAUCACUGGGGAGAUCCUGAACACGAGUGCCGAGCCUGCGAGUGCGAGCCGCUGGGCGCCGAGAGCCUGCAGUGCGAGCAGGGCAGCGGGCAGUGCCGGUGCCGGCCGGGCUUCGGGGGGCUGCGCUGCAACCGCUGCCAGCGGGGCUACCAGGACGCCUUCCCCCGCUGCUCGCCCUGCCACCCCUGCUUCGGGCACUGGGACCCUACCCUGGGAAGCCUGCGGGACAGGCUGCAGCACCUGAGGAUGCAGGCACAGGCACUGCAGGAUGGGGUGUCUGACCCCCAGCUCAGCCCCCGCCGCCUGCGGGCACUGGAGGAGGCCUUGGGGCACGUGGAGCAACUGCUGGGCGAGGGGGGCAGCCCUGGCAGCCCCCUCCUCAGUGGGCUGCCUCGGUGGCUGGACAACACCAGAACGGAACUGGAUGACUUCUGGAAACAGCUCCAAGAACUGGAGCAACAUCUGGAUCAGCUGGCACAUGCAGAUGUCCGGCAACGUGACCGGCUAGCCGGGCUGAGCCGUCAGCUGGGGGGCCUCAACCAAACCACCUCCCGCCUCCAGAUCCUGCUUGGCACCGUGGUGGCAGCUGGAUUCAGCGAGUCGUACCGCAGCAUCCUGGCAGCAGCGGAGGACUCGCGGCGGGCAGAGGCGGUGGCCAAUGGCACAGCCAGAGAGCUGGACAGGUCACAGAUGACACGGCGGGCGGCCGAGCGGGCGCUGCGGCAGCGGGGCGAUGCUUUCCGCCGCAGCGCAGCUGCAGCACGGAAAUCCUUGCGGGAGACACGGAAACGGGUGAUGGGACUUAGCAUCACCAGGGUCAAUGAGAAGAUUUGUGGGGUACCUGGGGACCGGAGCUGCGAGCAAUCACCUUGUGGAGGAGCCUUGUGCUGGGACAGCAUGGGGUCACGGCGCUGUGGUGGCACAGGAUGCACAGGGGCACUGCCCGUCUCAGCUCGGGCCCUGAGCAGCGCCCAUAACACCUCACAGCAGCUGGAGGUGGCACUGGGACAGCUGGGGGUUGUGGCACAGAAGACGCAGGAGGUGCAGGAGCUGGCCCGGGGGGCACGGAGCCAGGCGGAGGAGGCCCUGGGGCGCUCACAGGCCACUCGCAGCCGCGCUGAGAAGGCGACAGCCCAGCUGCGGGACUUCAUCCGCCGCAUCAAGGCCUUCCUGGCAGAGGAAGGAGCUGACCCAGGCAGCAUCGAGCUGGUGGCCCGGCAGGUGCUGAACCUCUCCCUGCCCAGCAGCCCUGGCCGGAUUCAGGAGCUGCUGCAGGAGAUGCGGAAGAGCAUCGACCAGCUGGAGGGGGUGGAUGUGGUGUUGAACAGCACAGCACAGGGGCUGGCCAAGGCACGGGGCCUGCUGGCAGAGGGACAGGAUGCCAGGGAGCGAGCGAAAGGUGUGAGAGAUGAGCUGGUGGGGACACAGCGGGCACUGGAGGCAGCACGGAUGCAGGCAGCAGCAGCAAGGAGCACCCUGCGGAGCUCCAGGGAUGCCAUCCGGGUGGCCGACAGCAGAGCCAAGGAGGCGGAGCGCAGGCUGCAGGCCCUGGAGGGGAAGGGGUCACAGGCACAGCAGCGGCUGCGGGAGCUGGCGCAGCGCGUCGCCGCCCUGCAGGAGCAGGGCCGGGAUGCCCGCCGCCUGGCACAGCAAGCCAAGGAUGGGGCGCAGCGUGCCACCGCCACCUCGGGGACACUCAGCCAGGACCUGGCGCAGGUGACGCAGCGCUACGUGGUGCUGAAGGGCCGGGUGAGCGGGCUGGCCGGGGUGUCUGGUGGGGCCCUGCAGCGUGUGACACAGCUGACAGCGGAGGCCAGGGACCUCCUGAACAAGGCCAACAGCAACAAGAGGAAGCUGGAAGAGCUGGAGCAGCACUUCGGGGCCAACGAGCGGGUGAUGGCGGCGAAGGCGACGCGACUGCUGGCGUUGGAGCAGCGGGUCUGGGGGCUGCUGGAGGAGAUCCGAGAAAGGGCCAACGCUUAUGCCACCUGCUAGGGAUCAGGGCCCGGGGCCGGCCCUGCGCCGCAGCCCGGGGGUCCUCUCCCUUCCGCGGGCGCCUGUAGCGCGUCCGCACCUACAA
This is a messenger RNA of Apus apus (common swift), 5642 nucleotides long. RefSeq names its product laminin subunit beta-2-like. The record is from RefSeq and is a predicted model, not a curated record. Gene Ontology annotation, molecular function: extracellular matrix structural constituent. NCBI's taxonomy places the organism in Eukaryota, Metazoa, Chordata, Aves, Apodiformes, Apodidae. Gene Ontology annotation, cellular component: laminin trimer. Gene Ontology annotation, biological process: basement membrane assembly; substrate adhesion-dependent cell spreading; cell migration. The transcript is spliced from 35 exons. Bases 68 to 5557 code for a protein of 1829 amino acids.